Molecule: messenger RNA, 6691 nt
Organism: Spirodela intermedia
Lineage: Eukaryota; Viridiplantae; Streptophyta; Magnoliopsida; Alismatales; Araceae
Source: the annotation of a GenBank genome assembly
AUGAUGAUAGAUUCGGACUCUGCGACCGAAAAGAGUUCUGUAAUAAAAAUGUUGCCCGCAAAAGAUCAUCUGGAAGAUGGUGAAUAUGCCAGAGGAUGUUGGAAAAGGUAAAGAUCUUGGAACAUCAGAAUGUGACUCUUUUCUUAAAUGAUUUUUCAUUGAUUGAUUUUUUCCUCCAUCUUGUUACCUGUUUUCUGAUUGAUCGAUACUUGAAUUUUUAUCUCUAUUCAGAGUUCCUCCAUCUUACAGUGUAACAUGUAAUCGGAGUUAAUGAGCCUUGCAGUGAGUCUUUGCGUGUUGUUAUCUAUUACACACAGAAAUUGGUGUUAGUUUUAUUAUAGGAAAGUACAUGCAGCAUUGCUGCAAAUUGUUUCCGUUUUACCAGAAAAAAUCUUCCUUUUUGUUAAUCUCAUGUUAUAUUUUGAAGUAUAAAUGGCACACUCUGUUGCUAAAAAUUUGAUUAUUACUGCAAUAUUGUGUCUAGCUUCUGAUGAACAUUAUCAAUUAUUUUAUCAAUAUAUCAAUCAGUUGUUUUGAUGAAGCAUAAAAGCGUUUUAUAUUUCCUCUGUAUUGGUGCCAUGAACGUUGUGAUAUAAAAUUGCCCCUUUCAUUUGGCUCCUGUUGAACUCGAAGCAUGAAUCUCUGAUGGAGUAUUAGUCAUACGGUCUGGUCUAUUAUCAUCAUGAUGUUGCUGCUAGAAAAUCUACCUCUCAAAUUCACGUUCUGGCUUUGGGAUCUAUCAAUAAUGAGGUCGACUUUGAAUACUAGCAAUUUAGGGAACGAAACAUACAUGGGCUUCUGUGGAAAUUUUAAAGAGGAAAUAUAGAAAAUAAUAAAAUAUUUUUCUAGUGUGACUGACAAAGUGUGCUAGGAGUGUUAGUGUCACGUUCUGCCCGAUCAGAUUAGGUAUGCUUUUUAGGUGAACCUGGUCUGCUCCACGUUCUGAUUGGACCAGUUAGCAGUCAAGAAUCGUCUGACUUAUAUCAUUUGGUAUUAAUGAUGAAUGCGGGGACUGUUUCUGAUUCUAAUUUGUGCCCAUCUUGCGAGGUUUUUUUGAAGCUCAUGCAAUGGAGGAUGACGUUGCAAGUUUUAGAUCAUGCGAUUUUUUAUUUCUGAUUAUAAAGCACUCUUUGUUCGUCAAAGAUAUUCCAUCAUUGACCUUCAGGUUCACAGAUUGGUGAUAAUUAUGUAAACAUUAUUGGUUCCAAGGUCCAAUAUUGAUUACUAAACCUUAUGGGAUCAUCUUUCCCUUAUGGUGCACUUUUACUUCAGAAACUUCUGACCAGACUAUUAUUCUGACAUUUAUUUCUAUUGGAAGUCUUUCAUUAUGAUUGAUAUUUUUGACAUUGGCAGUGAUGAUGGUAAACUGAGUUGUGGAUAUUCAAGCUUUCGGGGAAAGAGAGCUAGCAUGGAAGACUUCUUUGAUAUAAAGAUGCAUGAGGUUGAUGGACAAGCGGUUUCUCUGUUUGGAGUCUUUGAUGGUCUGUUUUUCUUGUCUACAUCAGUCUGUGUUUUAUUUUUGUAAUAAAUCAAGUCCCUUCUUUAUAAACAACUUUUUACCGUAGGGCAUGGUGGUGCUUAUGCUGCUGAAUAUUUAAAGGAACACUUGUUCGAGAAUCUAGUCAAGCAUCCACAGUUUAUUACGGACACAAAGCUGGCUAUAAGUAUAAAUUAAAUUCUUUGCUUUUGUAUUCGAUCUGUUUGACUAGUUUUUAUCUUGCGCUAUAAUUCAGUGGCAGGUUAAUCCUCUCUCUUAUUAUUAAAGUCCUAAAUCAUUUCGUUUCUUAAUUGAAAAUUGCAGGUGAAACAUAUCAAAAGACUGAUUCUAACUUCUUGGACUCGGAAAGAAAUACUCUCAGAGACGAUGGUUCCACAGCUUCAACUGCAGUUUUAGUUGGCAAUCAUUUGUAUGUAGCAAAUGUUGGAGAUUCACGUGCUGUGAUAUCGAAAGCAGGCAAAGGUACUUUCUCCCCCUUUCUCCCCCUCCUCCCCCUCUCCCUGUGUAAAUAUUUUCAUAUUUUACUUCUGUUAUAUGUAUUUAUUGUGCGAACGUAUUAUAUCUUCUCUAUUGAAGCAAAUUGGAUUUCUGGUUUUGGAAUGUGUCUGCCUCGAGAGAAAAUUGUAUUUUUUCCCCCUGAAAGCUACUUCGAAGAGAGUGUGUAUACUAAACCAAUAAAAGUUUUUUUUGUCACGGUGGAUGAUGCUUCACGUAGAGAUACAAUGAAGAUCACAACUAUUACACUGGAUAUGGCGAUGUCCUUGUCUGUUUUCAUCACGUGAGAUAAAUAAAUUAAUUGGAACGUACUGAUUGAAUUCUGGUCUAGAACGAAAACCUCUAUUCAGUUUGAACUCAGUUGUGGGAGAAAACAGGCAGGUACCUUGCUCUGAUUUGCCUUCCCUUACAUUUGUUGAUAAUUUGAUGAAAGUUGUUUCUAUUUGAAAUUAUUAUGAGAAGUGUUAUUUUCUCUUAUACAGUUAUCCCAAUGCUUAGGAAACUGCUUUCUUUUCUGUCACGAAUGUUGGAGUAAUACGUUUGAAUCAAUAUGAUUGCUAUUUUUGUAGAGUUAUCUGAACUGUAUGCAGCUUUUCGUACAUGGUUAUCUGAACUUGGUGAAAAAUGUUUUUUCCAUGUGUGACUGUCUCUCCGUUAUUUAUCUACUUGCUCACUCUUCUCUUUCUUACAGUCUCCUACUGGCUGGAAGGUUUCACUCUAGUUGCGUGUGUACACUUCAGUUGCACUUUUUCCACCUUUUUAGGAUUUGUUGACGACCCUUCUGACUCUCGUGUUUGGCGAGCUGUUUAGCAUGAAUAAAGUGUAACAAAUUUAUUAUUUCACUGUUUUAUUCUUUCUUUCUCUUCUUUCAUUCCAUGCUUCUUCCCCUAGCAUUGCAUGAUUAUCGAAUUUCAACUAAUCUACUUGUCUGGGUUGGCGGACUUAAGCUCAGGUUUGUGAGGGUAAAGGAUGAGAAAGCAGUGUGUUUUAUUUGCAUCGGUCCAACUCAUGCGAAUUGAUAAGUCAGAACCAUAUAUUUCACGAUUCUUUUUUUUUUUUUAACUCAAUGAAAAAGCUUUUAAACGUCCCUAAUAAUUUUGAAGGGCUUUUCUAUUUGAUUUUCCACUAUCAGUGGUAUAGCGGAAUGAGUAAAGAGUUGAUGAAGAAAAUGAGGACAAAGAAGGAACAGUAGCUCAUCAAUGGUCAUCGCUUUCACUCCACUGUCUGCUAUGAAUGAUGGCAUGCGUUUGGCAUUUUUCCACUAUACCUGACCGCUUUACUUCUGACACUGGUCACACAUUCGUCCGUCUACACCUGUUCCAUCAAGUCGUUCUCUACUUGUCACUGCGACCAUCUUUCUAUGAAAUAAGGAUGGGGGGAGGAUUUCCUAAGGAGAUAAAUGGGAAUUCUAUUCUUUAACCCCAUUUCAGUAGGUUGAUUUUUUAUCUACUUUUUCUAAUUAAUAUCUGGAUCUCAGCAAAUUGUGCACUAAAGCAUUAUUCACAUGCAAGUCAAUUUAUUUGGAUGUUUCUAGUAGCUUUUGAAGGCAUUUUAGUAAUUCCAAUGUGGGGAUUAACGGACUUACAUUUCUGACUUUGAUUGUGUACCCAUGUUCUAACGUAGAAAAAACCAUAAUCGCUGAUGGACUUGAAGGUGAUGGGAGUAAUCCAACAGAAUAACGGUUCUGUUUUCAUAAUUGUGCUUGAAAGUUUGAGGGUUGCGUCAAAACUUCGUAAAUUAGAUGCAAUGCAUUGGAAAAAGAAUAUAAUGUGCACAAAUAAAAUAAUGGAACAAUUUGGUGAAAACUAUGGGUCUUCAUCCAAGCCUAUUUCGUCUAAACAGUUGAAAAAAAACAAAACGCAUAGCUUGUUCCUAAUAUCGUUUUCCCACUUUGACUAGGGUUCUUUUAAACUCCUCUUAUAAUGCUUUGGAAUAAGCACAUCUUUGAACUGAAAAAAAGGGGGUCGUCUGACUUGCUGUCGCACAUAUAUGUUAUUGUGAAAUACUUAGUAAUGUUUGCAAUUGAUGUCUCCUUAUCUCGCUCCCUCGUUUCGUUGAAGCUGAUCUCUUCUGUAACUCCGGCACAGUUAGACUGCUCAUCAUCAUUUUUCUUUCAUUUUGUGUAGCCUUUCAUUUGUUUUUUUACUAACUGUAGGUGAUGCCACUGAUUUCUUGCUUUGUUCUGAAGUAUUUACUUUUGUUGUCUAUUUCUGUAUAGCCAUAGCUCUUUCUGACGACCACAAACCAAACAGAAGUGAUGAGCGCAAGAGAAUUGAAGAUGCUGGUGGAGUUGUCAUGUGGGCUGGUAACUCACCAUUCGUCCUUCAAUCUUCUGGAAUUGUGAGAGUACGCUUGAAACGCUGCUACAGUAAGAAUGAGGCAAUGUGGGAACAGGAGAUCAUGGGAUUCUCUUGUCCUGGUUGGAUUUACAGUAUUCAGCUUAUGCGAUUGAUUGAGAAUAGAAAAAGACGUAGAAGUUUAAUAAUAGCAAAUGAUAACGAAUGAAUGAAUCAAAAAAACUUUUCAAAUGUGCAAGGAAAAAUUUCUGACUUGGGGAGGAGGGGGGGGGGUUUAUUUUAAAUUCGGAGAAAUUUUAAUUUAUCCAAGUUAAUGUUUCUUUAGUUCGAUAUUUCUCGCAGGGAAGAAAUUAUUUCAGUUUACAUUUCAUUUUUUUAGGUACAUGGAGGGUGGGCGGUGUGUUGGCUAUGUCACGUGCAUUUGGAAACCGCUUACUGAAACAAUUCGUCGUGGCAGAGCCCGAGAUACAGGUUCUUUAUUGAUCUUUAGGCUUUUGGGCCCUUUUCAUUCGGUUACAGUUAGCAAUAGGGCAUGCCUGUUUCAAGAAAUCGAGCAGCUUCGUUUUCUUUCUGGCGCUUGCAGCUUUAAUAGAUGCAAACCUUAGCUACACUGUUUUCUCUGGUGAUAACUGCUCACUAGCUUUUUUUUAUGUAGCGCUGUUUAAUUAGGAUAAACAAUGUUUGACCGUAUGUGAAAUGGCCUUGUCUUUGAUAUAAAUAUCAACGAUUUAAACAUAUUCUUAGUUGCUCGAAUGGCCAUAUUUCAGAAGACAGAUGUUAUACACCAUAUCUUUCAUGCCUCUGUACCGGAUGGCUCAUUUUCUGUGCGUCGAGUGUGCGAAAUGGCGUAUGCCGUGGGUUGAAAGUAUCCUGAUAUGAUUCCUGGUGACCGAGUAUUAGAACAUUCAGUCGUACGCAGGGUUGUCUGAGUCAGAUUGUGAGGUUCUUCGUAGCCAUCAUCCGUAAAGUUCUACAGAGGGCCCUGGCUCGUGAUCAUAGUCUUUGAUUUUUGGAAUGUGGGGGUGUGUUCCGCAUUGCUCUAAUCACCUUCGUAUGAACUAUGGAGACGUUGUGCAUUGAGCUUCUGAGAACAUACUGGAACUGAACAUGAGCCUUAUGACCACUUGCCACUCCUCCCCCACUUUUGGGGGGAGAAAACUGCAAAUCUCGCGGUAAACGUCGACAUUUGUAGAAAAAAAACGGUAGCACAUGCACAUGAAGAGCUGAUGUUAUGGUUAACGGUGCAUCAGGUUUCACAUGGUCCCUAAUUUUUUAGAUGAGCAUAAUUCUUGAGCUUCAAACUCACUAGCUUCAUGUUUAUGCCCAUUUCCCUUCCAUUUUGUUGUAUUUAUGUUUUCCGCGGCAUCUGUGGUUCCUUUCAGCAAAACUUAUCGAACUUUGUUGAUAGCUCUAACCAUUCUUCUCCUUCUUUUUUUGUCAACAUAGAUCACUCUCUAUCUCUGUAAUUUCUUUUCUCUUUCUCUCUCUUUCCCUCUCUUAUGCAGUCGUUCACUCUUCUAGUUUUGAAGAGCGACAGAGUGCUUGUGAUUAAGCAAAAAAAGUGUGUGAGAUAGAUAGAUAGAUAGAGAGAGAGAGAGAGCAAGAAUAUCAUAGAGAAGGGUUUUUGUUGAAAAAAAAAAGAGUGAUAGGGAAGGUUAAAAAAUACGAACCAAUCGAGCUCCUGUCGAGGGUUUCUCUCUGAACCAGGGCUGGGCGUUCAGCCUCUCUUUUGGUGCCAUAAAGAGAGGGAUCUGUUGCUUCUCUCACUCGUGGAAAGCCAAUCAAGAUUGAUUGAAUGAUGCUCGCAGAUAAGGUUGAUGAUGAUGAUGAUGACGACGACGGCUUUUUAAUGGUUUUCUCCUCUGUUUUUUGCCGUAUUUGCUUGCUUGCGUCCGAAUACCAGCAAGAGUUUUCAAAUUCCUUCCGACACCGAGGAAAAGGAAUGUUUAGCCAUAUCAUAUAACCUGUUUCUGGAACGGGAUGAAUGACGUGAAGCUUUUACUCUCAGGAGCUGGAGAUUAUUGAUGACCUGGAGUUCCUGGUUCUCGCUAGCGACGGGUUGUGGGACGUGGUGCCCAAUGAGGUCAGUGCUCUUGUUGUAGACCCAGCCUGUCUGUCAGCUAGAGAGAGAGAGAGAGAUGGGUUAUUAUUUAUUUAUUAUGGGAGAUGGGCUCCGGGGUUUUUGUAACGGCGUCUCGACGUGACGUGGGUUUGUCCUCCUUUGGGUUUGUCUCAGGACGCCGUUUCCGUUGCGAGGGAGGAGGAGGAUCCAGAGGCAGCGGCCAGGCGACUCACGGAGACCGCCUUCGCCCGCGGCAGCGCCGACAACAUCACCUGCAUUGUGGUCAGAUUCUGCCAUGACGCGACUUCCGCCGAUCCGCCGCCGUCUCCCGUCGAGUAG